Adineta steineri is the source of this 321-nucleotide messenger RNA. Lineage: Eukaryota; Metazoa; Rotifera; Eurotatoria; Adinetida; Adinetidae. The record is from the annotation of a GenBank genome assembly.
AUGGCUGCUGCUAAUCAAUAUCUUUACGAAGAAAUUCCAUAUCCAGAAGGUGGCACUCCGAGUACUGGAGAUUUGAUUGAAUUAGUCUUCGAUAAAUUCAGCCCAAGAUCACAUUUUAUUGUACGACAAACAGAAGGAAAUGUCGACAAGAAUACAAAAGCAAAUGAAAUCGACGAAACAAUGCUUCUUGUAAUAAAGUUUUUAAAAAACAGGCCAAAAUAUGACCAACAAGCUGUACGUAUUAUUAAGUUUGCUUUAAGAGAAAGCUUGCGUAAGCAAUAUAUUAUUCAAUAUCUUGAUUUUGAAAUGCAAGCAUUAUAG